UGGGUGUGAACAACCUUGUUGAGUUUCGAGAGCGCAUGCAGUCAAUAUUGCCAAGCAUACCAAGAUCAGGACCUGAGGGCAGAAGAGAUUUUGACAGCUUCCGUGAACUAUUUGAGUACCUGAAUAGUGAUGAGAUUGCAACAAAAACAUCCAAUGUGAAAGACAAAGAACAGAAUGAUAGACCUACAAUUUAAGUAGUGUUGUUUAGUAAUCUUGAUACAAGUGUUUAUCAAGCAAACAUGGAAAUGCCACUAGACACUUCAUUUCCUUCCAUAAAUGAAGGCGGGAGUGAAUUGACUAGAAAAUUAACACAUAGUGAAGAAGCAAAGCUGUUGAAAGACACGAACUUGGUUUCAGCUUUCACACAAAGGAAACUCGAGGAAGAUGCUAAGAAGAAUUGGGAUUUGUUUUAUAAACGAAAUGGUACCAACUUCUUUAAGGAUAGACACUGGAUAACCAAGGAAUUCAAAGAACUCAUUGGACACGAUUCUGGUUCCACUCCUGGGAGCAGGCAGAUUUUGGAAGUCGGAUGUGGUGUGGGUAAUUUACUCUUUCCACUACUUCAGGAUAUGGGAAGCAACAGUAAUUGUUUUAUUUAUGCGUGCGACUUUUCUCCACGAGCUGUCAAGUUUGUUCGUGAAAAUGCAUUGUAUUCUGAAAACAACUGUCAUGUCUUUCAGUGUGACCUCACAGUGGACAAUCUAUGCGAUAUUAUUAUCCCUUCCAGCCUUGACUUUGUGACAAUGGUGUUUGUGCUUUCUGCUAUCAACCCUGAAAAGAUGCUGAAAGCACUACGAAAUGUGUUUCUUGUGUUGAAACCUGGAGGAUGUGUGCUCUUCCGUGACUAUGGACUAUAUGAUUAUGCACAGUUGAGAUUUAAGCCAGGCCAUAAACUUAGUGAGAACUUUUAUGUCAGGCAGGAUGGCACAAGAGCUUACUAUUUUUCUCUAGAGACUAUCACAGAAUUGUUCAUAAUGGCUGGAUAUGAAACCCUCCAGAAUGCAUAUGUGCAAAAAGAAACUGUAAACAAGCAAAUGGAAUUGUGUGUACCACGUAUAUUUGUGCAGAGCAAGUUUGUGAAGCCUUGUUUAUCGUGAGUAACAAAAAACGAGGCAUAGGAAGGAAAUGGGUAUUGACUCAGUUAACUAUAUUGUAUUAUUUAUAAAGUGUUUAAUUUGUGAGUAGAGAUGUACUUACCAGUUUUUGUUCAAACAUGCAUAACUCUUUACAUCUAAUCAUCAAACUAGAAGCUUCAUGUUUCUAGUUUUUCUGUCAAUAAAUGCAGGAGAAUCACCUCAUGUGUUACAGUUACGAGCCGAGGUGAACUUCGCUUAAUGGGUCAUUGUUAUAUAGAAUUCCCAGUAAGGAACUGCGAUGGAACAUGUGGGAGCCGCCUAUAAUGCACAGACAAAUAUAUGAGAUAUGCUAACAGGGUUAAACCUGAAGAAUUAAUGCUGGAAGAGGCUGCAGACCACUAAAUGGAACUGUCAACCGGUGCGGUGUAGAAAAGUAGAAAAUCAAUUAUUACAAUCUGAAAACGAGAAAUAAACAAAUAAAAACCGUUA
This is a messenger RNA of Priapulus caudatus, 1565 nucleotides long. RefSeq names its product methyltransferase-like protein 6. The record is from RefSeq and is a predicted model, not a curated record. The transcript has a single exon. NCBI's taxonomy places the organism in Eukaryota, Metazoa, Priapulida, Priapulimorpha, Priapulimorphida, Priapulidae. Bases 240 to 1097 code for a protein of 285 amino acids.